Trichoderma citrinoviride is the source of this 9597-nucleotide messenger RNA. RefSeq lists its product as hypothetical. Gene Ontology annotation, biological process: fermentation. NCBI's taxonomy places the organism in Eukaryota, Fungi, Ascomycota, Sordariomycetes, Hypocreales, Hypocreaceae. Gene Ontology annotation, cellular component: membrane. The transcript is spliced from 2 exons. The record is from RefSeq and is a predicted model, not a curated record. The coding region runs from base 1 to 9597 and encodes 3198 amino acids.
AUGGCGGGCUUCAAUUACGAGUUCCUCGUCUUCAUCAUCGUCUCCGCGGCCCUUGCCAUCUUCUUCCUGCUGUACUUCAACCGACUGUUCGGCUCCAUCGUCUCGUAUGGCAUCAGGACCUGGACAUGGCAUCGAUACCGCAUAUACCUCGACAUACAGGCGCUGCAGGUCUCGCUGCUAGCCGGCCGUAUAUUCUUCACCGGCUUGCGAUACCACGGCGCCAAUGAAACCUUCCUGGUGCAACACGGAGACAUCACCUGGCGAUACUGGCUGCGCCGCGUGCGGGAGGUCAGCAUAUCCGCGUCGAAUGCGAACAAGGAAAACGUGGUAUCGGAAAGGGAGGCUUCUCCUACUCUACCAUGCCGCAUCAACGUGAACCUUGUCGGCGUCGAGUGGUUUGUCUACAACCGCAGCCCGGCAUACGACUCGGUUCUUGCCGGCAUUAUUAACCCGACCUCGCCCGGCUCGAGCUCCAGCACAGGGACCUUUGACGAGAAAGGAGACGCAGGGUUACGAUCGCGAAACACGAAACACGAUGACUUGUCCGAACGAGAGCCGCCGAUAUCCCGGGACAGGAGCAACAAGCCGCUUAAUGGAAACGGGAGGUCAGAAUUGGGGAGUCGACCCAGCACCGGCUCCAGCAGCAGCAGCAGUAGCGAUGAGAGCGAUCAUGACGAAGUUCUCGAAUUGCCAUUCAUGCUCAAGCUUUUCCCUAUCCAGAUCGAAUGCCAGAAGGCUGCGGCGGUGAUUGGGAAUGACAACACAAAGGCAAUCCUCAUUGUGAGGGCCGAUUCACUUUCCGGAGUCGUUGAUGCCACAGAGACCACAACGGUGGAUCAGUACAGACAGGUGUUCAAAAUCGAGCUGGACCAUCCCGUGGUGGAAAUGCUGGACAACCUCGACUAUAAGGAAGAUCAGGUGACGCGUGCCAGACGGGAGCGGGAGAGCGUUGCCCGUGAGGCACAUCAUGCUCCCAGGAAGUCGUAUUUCCGUCAGCAAAGGCGUAAGGCGCUUAGCUCCCUGCGAAACCUGGUGCCGUACUGGCGAAGAUCUGUCGAGUCCUUCUCGAGCGAUGCUCGGACUGUACGGGGCGCUGUGGCGGCCCAUGCCCCUGGCGUCAUCCAAUGGCAAGGCUUAACACGAUAUCUCGACGAUCAGGACAUUGAUGACAAGACUCGCUGGGCGCCAGUUGAGUACGCUGCCGUUUCGACCAUUCUCGACAGCCCUGCCUGCCAGUUGACUGUGUAUUGGGAUGCCGUCAGCAAGGUGACUGAGGAUGCUCAUCGCCAGAGGCAAAUGAACCCUUCUUUGAAUAUCAAUGGACUGGAGCCGCCAGCUUGGGGAGUGCAGAUUUCGGUGAAAGGGGGGACCAUGAACUACGGACCAUGGGCCGAUCGGCAAAGGGCCGAUCUGCAACGCGUGUUUGUGCCCUCACUCUGCAAAGAUGCCACUGCCGCCGGGCCUCUUCCUGUUGGUGCAUGGAGAGUGCCUACGCAGUUUGACCUGCUGGUGGAACUUGAUGACACAGUCACGCUGCGCAUUCCAAUACGGGAAGAGUCCAAGAACUGGCGCUGGCGUGGUAAAGAGCCACUCGUCAAGCAGGAAACGGCACGAAAUACGCGCAAGCAGCGGAACAGAGGCAAGAAGAACUCCAAAAGCGAAGCGGUCCAGUCUCGACCCUCCGGCUGGCUCGAGUUCAAGAUCCCUCAAAACUCGACCGUCCGAUAUUGUAUGGACAUGGUCCCGAGCUCAGCUGGCUUCAAGACCAAGCUGAAUGUCCACUUGCCGACUACUGAGCUGUGGAGUAGUGUCAACCAUGACUUGCUCUGGCGAUCUGGCCCUCAACAAAUCUCGUGCGAUCUGUCAACUCCUCUCUCGUGGAACACGCUGCGUAACUGGCAUUUCAACGUGGCCUGCGACGGCAUGGACAUGUUUCUGCUGAGAGAUCACGUCUUCCUGAUUGUUGAUUUGGUGGACGACUGGGGAGCAGGGCCUCCCGCCGAGUAUCUCGUCUUUACCCCUUUUCUCUACCACCUCCACCUCAGCCUGCAGAAUGUGAAGAUCUAUCUCAACGUUAAUGAUGAGAACAUUAUUGACAAAGCGACGGCAAUGGAUGACAAUACCUAUCUUAUCCUUUCAAGUCCGGAAUUGAAAGCAGAGACUUGCAUACCCCUUGACAAGUUUCGACCGAGCAGAAACAGUAUUCCUUUUGAUGUUCGCGCAGACACCCUCGACUUGGCACUUCACGCCUCCCAGUCAAACACGCAUGCGAGCUUUGUCAAGUCUUCGGAACUGGGUCAUAUCGAGGGUUUGGGAGUCGUCGGAAGCUAUCAAUACAACGCCACGACAUCGCCCGCCAACACGGACACUUUGGUUUUGGAUGUCCAUGCCCAAUCACCUUGCAUCCACCUCUACGGAUUCUUGGUUCGAUACUUCAUGGUACUCAAAGACAAUUACUUUGGCGAACACGUACAUUUUAAGACUCAGGACGAGCAUCAAGAGCAACUGCAGGCCAAGUUGCAGAACCCAGAUGCCGAGUUGCCGGCUGUCCGCCCGCCUCCCAAAAAGUCCAACGAUCUCGAUGUCAUGUUGGCCAUCAAAUUGGACGAUCCUCGCCUCUUGGUACCAACGAAUAUCUACUCUGCCAAGCGCUAUCUGCAGGGCGAACUGGCCUCUUUCUCUCUAGACCUGCGUUUCACAAACUACUACAUGGAUAUGGAGCUUGAUCUCAGCCCGUUAAGCCUGUCUCUGGGUAGCUCGGAUAGCGAUCGAGACUCCCGGAGCGUGUCUUCCUCCGAUACGCAGCUGUUUAUCGAUGGCAUCCGCGUGUUUGGCCACCGCACGUUCGGCCUGCCACCAGCAGAGCCGACGUAUCUGUGUAACUGGGAUGUUUCUGUCGGCGCAGUUGCUGGAGAAUGCACAACUGACUUUGUAGCCGCCUUGACUAAGGCAGCGCCAGCAUUCGGCUUCACGUUUGACGAUGUGGAAAACGCCCUGGUUCCCUAUUCCUCUUUGGUCUUCUACGAUGUCACGUUUGUUCGUCUUACUGUUCAGUCAAUACGUCUCUGGAUACACGUGGAAGAGAGCGUCUUCUGCUUCUACACUGAUGCCAUCGACGUCAACAGCAAUGACUGGGCCCGGUCACAUUACUCUAAGCGCGCCAACAUACUCAUACCGAAUGUUCAAUUCUCGUGCAUCAACGCGGAAUCGGCAGCCAGGCACAAGUUACGUCCCCAGCACCCUGUUGAGACCCAAGCAUAUCUGAAGACGGACGUUCGGCUUGCCACCGUCGGGCGGAAGUUCAAGUUCUCAGAAGAACGCAAACUACAACAAGACCUGAUUCGUCGCGAGGAUCAGCGUACAGGCCGGACGCCGUUCCUUAUCCUCCCCGGUACAGGCGGCGAUUUUAUUCCUGAGCAGGUCGACCCUCCUGCACAGUGCAUGCCCCCCCCUCCCCUGCCCCUCGUUGAUGCGGACUACGACAAGCUCUCAGCGCCGAGUAUGAUGAGCUCUCGCUCACGGAGGGUCACGCGCCAAAACUCGUUUCUCUCCUUCUCUAGCUCUUCAAGCGGUAGCAAUGCCCGUCCGCGCAAUAAUCGCCGUGUUAAGCCUAGGCCCUCGAGGUUUGGAGACAAUUUGUCAAUACGGUCCGCAGCCAUGAAGGGUUCCCGCUCAGCAAACGAUAGGGGGCCCUCUCUUUCUCCCGGUAGACGAUCGUCCUUUUACAGCACUGUCGGCGACUUCUCCGCACAAGAGAACCCUGAACUGUCGCCUAUUGCCUUCUCGAGCCAGUAUUUCACUCCAAACUUUCCUUUAGAUGGCGUCAGGCCGGACUCUCGAGAUGCCGCUUUCCCGCCCAUUGAGGACGAAGAUUUCGAGUUUUUCAACCGACUGAAAGUGGAUUUGAGCGAUAUUGAUCCGGCCGAUCUCAGUGAAGACCAUGCUCAGUCGAGUACCAUUAUCGAAUUCCCGUCUGGAAUAAGCGCCUUUGUCACUCCUGAAGCCAUUCGCCAUGCGACCAUCUUGCUGGCCGCCUUGCAACCGUCUGAGCCCGAAGAUGUGCUGGACUCUCUCCAGUCCAGCACUCUUAGCGAGAUAUUCAAGUCCAGAAAAGAGGCGCACAUUCGUGGAGAGAUGUCUGAUCUAAUGGUCAAAGCACCCAGAAUCAACGUUCGGUUUCUAAACUCGUCAACCCUGGAUUCACCGGAUCCAUCUGAAGAAGAGCUGGACCAAUAUGACCUGACGAUCUCAAAGAUCUCGCUCAUGAAGAGAACCGCAAAGGAACAGGGCGCCGCCGACUCCAGGACAUCCAUGGACCUGCGUCUAGGCUCCAUCGAAAUGUCCGCCUCGGAGCGCCUUUCAUCUGUCCAGAAACCCCAGGCAGCCAUGAUGCUACAGAUCGAUGGUGUCAGAGUCUCGUUGGGGGCCAAGGAAAUCACGUAUUUCGAUGCCGACAUUGGCUCCGUCGUUGGAAGCACUGCAUCAGGAAAGAUUGAAUAUCUGGCUUCCUUGAUUCACCGCACGGGGAAUGUUGCCGCAGAGCUGGGCCGGCUGCUGACAGAAGUCAAUGAGCACCAUUCCACUUGCGUAAGGUACUUUGUCCUGCGUCUUUUGCAGGUGGGAGAGGCAACAAACGACCCUUCUUUCCUCAUACGCCCUUCCGCCGUUUUGCGAUCCGCAAAGCAGCACUUGAGAACGACAGACUCCUGGAAGAUGAUUACGCGACUUCGCCAGAUCUGGGAUACCAAGAAUGAGCCGGAGAAGUCUCGCCUCAUACAAGAAUGCUGGGGCCAAUCGCUGACUCUCCCAUCGGAUACAGUUCAACGUGUAGUGAGCUCUUUCGAGAGAUGGAGGAACUGGGACCUGGGGAAUGUCUCAAGCGCUCUCCUGCUGAAGAAGAUAUUCGGCGAUGUCCACACCGACGACAGACCAGAUGAUGAGUUAUAUCCUCUCCUUGGUGCCUGUAAGCUUGGCAAUAUCUGCCUUAUUCUUGAUCCGGGGCCGAAACAAAACAAGAUUGGCCUGGUGGAUCUCACUGCACGAGUCGAGAGAAAAAUGGCCGACCCUGCCGCUGCCGUUUUGAGAACUAUUCCUGUCACCGUGUUGAAUAUCUGCUGUGGCGAGGCCGGUGUCAACUUGAACUGGGAGCUUUGUGUUCUUGCCGACGAUAUUCUGCGGCUCUACAACAAGAACCAGAGCCAGGGUCCUUCUGUGCCCCUUCCUGUCCAACAGCCACUUAAACAGGUCGCAAAGGCAGCAAAGAAGAAAUCGUCUGCAUAUCAUUUAGCUCUUGAGCUGAUCAAGGGAUCCAUUGAGCUCGAGACAGUCAAUCUGAGUGCAAAGACGUUAGGCGAUGGACUCAAAGCGUCCUUGCUCACAUUUGAUACGGUGGAUGGUGCAACUCUCACAAGUCUCAUGCUCAACUGCGAUGCCGUCACCUCAAUGCUGCACAGUCAUGCUCAUCAACUUGGCAUGUCCCAGUUUCGGAGACCAAGUCUGUGUGUCUCUCAUGAGUUCCGAACAGCUGAUGAAGGGCCCGCGCACAAGAUUAAGGCGACGGCUAGUAGCCAGAGCUUGACUCUUGCCGUCAAGCAGGAUCCCAUCGGUCUCAUGGAAGUUCUCGACCUCCUCUUCAGAGACGAAAUCGCCCAGCUCUACCGCUUGAAGACUCAGUUUUCAGAGUCGCCAAAGCCGCAAACCUCAGAGGUCGAGACAGCCAAUCGCCCCUCCAGCUUCAAGAUAAACAUCGCCACGUUCCUCGAUGCUUACGAGAUCAGGCUACCUCUGAUACCAACGCUCACGUAUCAGAUCUCCGGUGUCGUGGUGCGAGCAGCGUGUGCGGCCAACUCCUCGAAAGAAGUCAUCUUUGACUUUGACAUCAAGGAGAAUUUUCAUGAGAUGCAAAUCAAUGUAAAGAACGAAUCUCGAACUAUAUCUUUGUUACAAAUACCGCCCACCAACGGACGGGUCACACUGAGCCAAGGCCAAAAGGCCGAGAGUAUCUUGAACGUGCUCUGCUCCGUGGAAGUCAUGCGCCUCGAUGCGUCGGCCAUAUAUAACCUCCUCACGGCGCUGAACCGACCACAAAUCUCCACUGCCAUUGAAGAGGUACAGCAACAGUCCAAGGCCAUACAGGAGCAUAUAGAGGACAUCUUUGGAGCCAGCGAGGACAAGAAAGUUGAGGAGAAGUCGAGCUCGAAUCUCGUGUAUGCCGUUCAUCUUACUAUGGCAGGACUGCAGGUUGCUGCCAAAACAUCGUUGAAGAAUGAUACGGAGGCAAUUGCGCACGUUCUCUUCUCCAUGGAUAAAGCAUAUUUGAGAGCGUCCAAUCGCCAUGAAGUUCACGGCCCUAUUCUGAAGUAUCCAGAGAUCCAUUUGAACCUCAGGCACGUUGGCUUCGACAUUGAAAGAGGAAAAGAGGGCAAUAUGAGGUCGUGCGGCAACUUUGGCGCGAGCUUCACAGUGUCUGCCAGCUCGAGUCCUGGGGAAGACGGCAAUGACGAGUGGUCGUUCAAUUUCAGAAGCGACGAUUUGGACGUGAGCUUGUCUCCGGAAACGACCUCGACGACUGUUGAUGUGCUGGGCUACCUUGGAACAAAGAUCAAGGAUCUAGACACCUCCCUAGAAUUGGACUAUCUGAGGAAAUUUCGACAACCGAGGCCGCGUAUCUCUCUUAAUGAUGACGAGGUCCUGCCAGAGUAUCCAGAUAUUCUUGAUUCUAUCUUGGGGUCGGUUGUGUAUCGCUUCGAACUGCGCAACAUCCGCGCUUCAUGGAACGUUGCAGAUGAAAGCGGUCAUCAGGAGAGCGAUGAAGAAGAUCUGGUGCUCUCCGUCAGGCUUAUUGAAUUUGGCACAAGGACCAAGCGAUCCGCGCGACUGGCCAUCGAAGACUUUCAGCUCCAAACUGUGCCCCCCGGCCAGGACCGGAGUAUCCGAUCUCUGCAUUCAGCGCUUCUCCCGCAAGUCAUUUUCAACAUUGCUUACUUUUCCACGCACGAUGCGCGUCGUCUGGCAUUCCAAGCUGUGGGUGCGUCCUUGGAUUUGAGAUUAACUUCGGCCUUUAUUGUCCCUGCGGCGAACUUGGUGGAAUCGAUUUCGCUGUCAGCGAAGAAUGUGCGGCGAGCAUCAGUGCAGUGGAACACCGAGGCGGCGCAGAACAACAGUAACAGUAAGAAGCCUGCGAGCGCGCCGCCGAGGACGGAGAACUCACGGAGCGCCCUUGGCAAUAAACGACUGGAGAGCUUGCUCAUGGACGCCGAUUUCGCAGGCGCGGUCGUUCAUGUAUCAAGCGCCAAGUCUGCUGCUCAUGGCUCUGCUCGACUACGCAACGACCGCCCAUCGCUGGCAGGGAAGUAUGGCCAAUUCAGUACAGACGACUCUGGAAGCGGUGCGGUACUGCGCAGUCCUGGGCUUGCGUGGAAGGCAGAAUAUCGAGACAAUGGCCGGGAUAAUCCUGCAUUGUCGGGCGAGAUCAAGAUUGACGCUUCGAGCAACAUUCUUUAUCCGUCGGUUGUUCCUCUUGUGAUGGAUAUCGUGUCGAGCGUUAAGGAGGUGGUGAGCAAAGACAAGGACAGCGAACCCGCUUCGAAGCCCGAGCCGCCAAAGAUGAAGCCUGAAAAGUCUGGAAAUGAGGACAACAUCCUCACAGCGGACCCUAGUUUGAUGCUGGGCCGUGUCAAGCUCAACCUGGGCCUGCGCAUCUACAGACAGGAAUUUUCGUUGAGCUGCCAGCCCAUAGCGCGGGUUGCCGCAACGACGAGCUUUGAAGACGUUUACUUUACGCUCAACACGGUCUCGUCGCAAGAGCACGGAAAUUUCUUUGCCAUAUCUGGUGUUCUCAACAAGCCGGCAGCUUCGGUACAGCACGUGUACUCGAGAGAAUCUACUGCCAGCUUCGAAGUCGACACCGUCACCCUUUCGUUCAUGAACAGCAAGCACGUCAGCGGGACAAGCGGAGUGUCGGCCAUCCUCAGCGUGAGCCCCAUGAAGAUUGCGGUCAAUGCCAAACAAGUACAGGACUUUUUGCUGUUCCGUGAAAUCUGGUAUCCCAAGGACCUGAGAAACGCAGACGCCGCAGCACCGUUGCCAAAGCUGGUCACGGAGACAUCGCAGGGCCAUUUGGUCCAAAGGUACCAGCAGGUAGCCGCGACAGCAGCCUUCCCGUGGACGGCAACCAUAUCCAUUGCGGCUCUCGAUGUGAGCGUAGACAUGGGACAGGCGAUUGGCAAAUCAGUCUUUCAGAUCAACAAAUUCUGGGUGUCAUCCAAGAAGACGUCAGACUGGGAGCAGAACCUCUGUCUCGGGUUUGAAAAGAUUGGUAUCGACUGUACCGGUCGCCUGAGCGGCUUCGUUGCGCUGCGGCACUUCCGACUACGAACCUCGAUCCAAUGGCCGAAGCGGGAGGAAGCACUCAACGAGACGCCCCUUGUACAGGCGUCCAUCGCCUUCAACGAGCUACGUAUCAAGGCUGCGUUUGACUACCAAGCCUUUUUGAUAGCAGACAUUACUUCGCUGGAGUUUCUGAUGUACAACGUGAGAGAUGGCAGCCAGGGUCGAGGAGACCGCCUGGUGGCAGAAUUUGUUGGCGAUGCUGUGCAGGUGUAUGGCACGUCGACGUCAGCCGCCCAGGCCGUAUCGCUCUACCAGGCUCUACAGAAGCUGAUGCAGGAGCGGAGGGAGAACUUUGAGUUGUCGCUUAAGGAGAUUGAGAAGUUUAUGAGACGAAAAUCUACAGCGACACGACUCUCCGUGUCGGCAGCCACGAGGGCUCCCAAGCUGCCAGAGGACGACACAAUGGCCAAGUCUCCGAUCUCGCUCGAUACAGAUGUGGUCGUGACACUGCGGGCACUCAACCUGGGCGUGUUUCCCAACACGUUCUACGAUCACCAGGUGUUCAAGAUGGAGGCGCUGAAUGCGUACGCGCGGUUUGCGGCCAGCAUCGAGAAUCGGCGGAUUCACAGCAUGCUGAGGAUGACGCUGGGACAGCUUCGGAUCGGACUGGCAGGCGUCAGGAACAUUGAAGCACCGAAGACGCUUAGUGAGAUGUCUGUGGAGGACGUGGUGCAGCGGGCCACGGGAUCACGGGGUGGUACGAUCCUCAAGGUGCCUCAAGUUGAAGCGGUCAUGCAGACAUGGCAAGCACCGAACAGCAACCACAUCGACUACGUGUUCAAGAGCGCCUUUGAGGGCAAGGUCGAGGUCGGGUGGAACUACUCGCGCAUCAGCUACAUCCGGGGCAUGUGGGCGAAGCACAACAAGUCGCUGGAGGAGACGUGGGGCCGGCAGCUGGGGUUGACGGCGGUCAAGAUCACGGGCGUGCCGGAGGCGGAGGAGGGCCGGCGGGAGGGCGGCGAGCGGCAGAAGAUCACGGCGGAGGUGACGGUGCCGCAGUCCAAGUACGAGUACCUGGCGCUGGAGCCUCCCAUCAUCGAGACGCCGCAGCUGCGCGACAUGGGCGAGGCGACGCCGCCGCUGGAGUGGAUUGGGCUGCACAGGGACAGGCUGCCGAACCUGACGCAUCAGAUUGUGAUUGUGUCGCUGCUGGAGCUGGCGGGCGAGGUGGAAGAUGCAUAUUCGCGGAUCUUGGGGUCGUCAUAA